Cylicocyclus nassatus is the source of this 4459-nucleotide messenger RNA. Lineage: Eukaryota; Metazoa; Nematoda; Chromadorea; Rhabditida; Strongylidae. The record is from the annotation of a GenBank genome assembly.
AGAUCAUUUUGAAUAUUUUAGAGUUUUGAAUCUCCUCUGAGAGCCGGCACAAGCCAGCACUGUCGGAAGGAAUGAGUCGACCUGCCUUUGAGCAGUUCACGGCUCAACCGCCCCAGCCCGCCGGCGAGUUCGUCGCACAACAGCAGGCUAUACAGGGUGAAGCCAUGGCUGCGCAGGGACAAGAAUUGACAAUAGCCAAGCUAGAGAACUCCGUCGCCACGAUGGAAGAACAGCAACUCACAUCCGAUCCUCGAUAUCAAAAAAUGCUGCAGUUGAAAUCUAAGUUGACAGGAGCACCUCCACCGGCCGAACCAGCGCAACAGCCUUCUCCGUCUGUUAGUCAGCAGCAGCCGCAGAUUACUUCUGCGCAGCUGAACCAAUUACGAGCUCAGGUUAGCGUGUACAAACUUUUGGCAAGGAACGAGCCCGUUCCACCUGCGCUGGCGGCUGAAGCAGUUGUGAUGAAAAACAAGCCAACAUCGCUUUUGCCUGAGCCUUACGAAUUCCCUGGUGAAGCGGAAAAUGGCGAGAAAUUGCCUUAUGAUCUCAUGAAGGUUCUAAAUAUACAUCAGCAACGUUGUGCUCGACCGACGUCGCUGCCCACCCCUGUAGGCAUCGAUCCGGCGUCUUUGUUAAAGGAGAGGGAGUACAGGAUACAAAAUCGCGUCGGUUUACGAAUCAAAGAACUGAGUAGUCUUCCGGCUGACCUUCCACCAAACUUGAGGAUCAAAGCAGAGAUCGAACUACGCGCCUUGAGACUGGUUAAUCUUCAAGCACAGGUCCGUAGUGAAAUCAUGAGUGCUUUGCGAAGAGAUACAACCUUGGAGACAGCGCUGAAUCCUUACGCUUAUCGACGCACGAAGAGACAAUCACUUCGAGAAGCGCGAGUGACUGAAAAGCUUGAGAAACAGCAGAAAAUGGAGCAAGAAAGGAAACGCCGCCAAAAGCACACAGAUCUCAUGCAGGCAAUCAUUCAACAUGGACGAGAAUUCAAAGAAUAUCACAGAAAUAACCUUCUCAAGACUCAAAAAGUAAAGAAGGCCGUUAUCACUUAUCACCAAAACAACGAAAGGGAAAGGAAGAAGGAUGAAAUCAAAAAUGAACGGCUUCGUAUGCAGAAGCUUAUGCAAGAGGACGAAGAGGGUUAUCGCGCAUUGCUGGAUGAGAAGAAGGAUCAACGUCUGGUGUAUCUCCUGCAACAGACUGAUGAAUAUGUUGAAAGUUUGUGCAGCCUCGUACGUCAGCAUCAGAAUGUAGAGAAAAAGAGAAAGAGGGAGGAGCGGAAGUUGGAGAAGAUGGAAGAAGGAGAAGCUCGUGUGCAUGUCCGUGAGACUAGCACUGGCAAAAUUCUAACGGGCGAUGACGCUCCGAAACCCGACGAGCUCGAAUUAUGGUUAGAGACACAUCCCGGAUUUGAGGUGUGUUCCGAGGCCGUCCCGCGGGAUCAACUUUCGGAAGAUUCGGACUCAGAUAUCGAGGAAGCAGCACCAGAACCGAAGAAGGACGUUGAUGAAUAUGCUGGAAUGGAUGAGGAAACGAAGGCCCGCCUCAUCCUGGAAAAAGCUAGAAAUGAAGAGGAUGAAUACGAUCAAAAGAAUCGCAAACAAAUGGCGGAUUACUAUGCAACAGCUCAUAGGAUUAAAGAGAAAAUUGUACAGCAACAUUCAACUUUGGGAAGCGAGACGUUACAGUUGAAACCUUAUCAGCUGAAAGGACUUGAGUGGAUGGUUUCGUUGUACAACAACAAUUUGAAUGGAAUUCUAGCUGAUGAAAUGGGUUUGGGAAAAACUAUCCAGACAAUCUCCUUGAUUACAUAUCUCAUGGAAGUAAAGCAGAACAAUGGUCCAUAUCUGGUCAUUGUACCACUAUCUACGCUCUCCAACUGGAACAUGGAGUUUGAGAAAUGGGCCUCUUCCGUAGUCAAGGUAGUCUACAAAGGAAACAAAGAAGCCAGGCGACGGGUAGAAGGCGUGAUCCGGAAGGGAGCCUUCAAUGUGUUGUUAACGACCUACGAGUACGUUAUUCGGGAAAAGGGUCUGCUAGGAAAGAUUCGUUGGAAGUAUAUGAUUAUCGAUGAAGGGCAUCGUUUAAAGAAUCACAACUGCAAGCUGACGCUGAUGUUGAAUGGUUACUUCCAUGCACAACAUAGACUGUUACUUACAGGAACCCCUCUCCAAAACAAGCUUCCGGAGUUAUGGGCCCUGUUGAACUUCUUAUUACCGUCGAUCUUCAGUUCGUGCGGUACCUUCGAGCAAUGGUUCAACGCACCUUUUGCUACUACAGGCGAGAAGGUCGAACUGAAUCAGGAAGAAACAAUGUUGAUUAUACGACGUCUUCAUAAGGUCCUUCGCCCAUUUUUGUUGAGAAGGCUGAAGAAAGAGGUAGAAUCGCAGCUUCCAGAUAAGACUGAGUAUGUAAUCAAAUGUGAUAUGUCAGCACUUCAAAAAGUAUUGUAUAAACAUAUGCAAAAGGGGUUGCUCAUCGACAGCAAACAGCAAUCUGGUGGACGCGCACUGAUGAAUACUGUUGUUCAUCUACGAAAGUUGUGCAAUCAUCCCUUCCUUUUCCAAUCUGUUGAAGACUCUUGUAGAGCAUUCUGGAAGGUGGAUGAAGUGUCAGGACAGGACCUAUACCGUGUGGCUGGAAAACUGGAGCUACUGGACCGCAUUUUGCCCAAGUUGAAAGCUUCAGGUCAUCGUGUGCUUAUGUUUUGUCAGAUGACAACUAUGAUGACAAUCAUUGAGGACUUCUUUAACUACAGAAAAUGGAAAUAUCUGCGUUUGGAUGGAAGCACGAAGCCAGAUGAGCGAGGGCAGCUUCUUGAACUGUACAAUGCACCUGACAGCGAGUAUUUCCUGUUCAUGUUGUCCACUCGUGCUGGUGGUUUGGGUCUAAACUUGCAAACAGCUGACACCGUAAUUAUUUUCGAUUCUGACUGGAAUCCUCAUCAGGAUAUGCAAGCUCAAGAUCGUGCACAUCGUAUUGGACAAAAACGAGAAGUGCGAGUAUUGCGGCUUAUAACUGCAAACUCAGUAGAAGAGCGCAUAUUAGCUGCUGCUAAGUAUAAACUCAAUGUUGACGAAAAAGUAAUCCAAGCAGGUAAAUUCGAUCAACGUUCGACAGGGGCGGAAAGAAGGCAGAUGCUGGAACAGAUCAUUAGAGCCGAAUCGGAAGAUGACGAAGACGAUGAGGUGCCUGAUGAUGAGACUAUCAACCAAAUGAUUGCUAGAUCCGAAGAAGAGUUCAAUCAGUUCCAAUCCAUGGAUAUUGAUCGCAGAAGGGAAGAGGCUGGACAGUUGCACAGGAAACCACGCCUGUUGGAAGAAAAUGAAAUCCCUUACGAUAUACUAAAAGCAUCAGAUGACUUUGCUGAAAUGGAAAGAGCUCAAAAAGAAGGGAUUAUAAAGGAGGAUUUCUCAGCAACGGGAAGGCGACGCAGAAGAGAAGUGGACUACUCGACAGAUCUCAUGUCUGACGAUCAGUGGUUGAAGCAGAUCGACGAUGCGCAGGAAGAGGAGGAACAAGAAGCUAAAAGGAAGAAGAGAAAACGCAGAGCUGAUGACGAAGAAGAUGAUGAAGGAAAAAAACGAAAGAAGGCCAGUCCUGAGGUGAUCGAAGUCAUGAAUAAGGUGUAUGACAUCAUGGUCGGCUUCAAAACUAACGAUGGAAGAGAAAUUGCCGUUCCAUUCAUAGAAUUGCCGACGAAGCGUGAACUUCCCGAUUACUAUGAGGUUGUACACAAUCCCAUGGACUUUGCACGCAUCAAGAAGAAGAUAGACAAGGGGCGGUACUCUACUAUCGAAGAAAUGGGACACGAUGUUAAAUUACUGUGUGAAAAUGCGAGGUUGUACAACAUCGAGGGCAGCGAUAUAUAUAACGAUUCGAUGCUUUUGGAAGCAGUCUGGAUGAAAAUCACGGGUGGUGAUCCAAUGGCACUUUUGAAAGGAAGAAGUGAGGGUCCAAGUGGUCCCAGCAGUCAGAAAGCCGCCGUAGACGAAAGCGAUUCGCGACACACGCCAUCAAAAAGAGAAAAGAUUGAUGAAGACAGCCAAUCUUCCACUUCUAGUCGUAGAAAGUCGAAACCGGCGAAAAAGAAUGUGUCUUCAGAUGAUGAUUCGGAUUAGCAUUUUUCUCCAAUCAUCAUAUGCAUCACAGGUGUUUUGAGAGCAUAUUAAACUGUACAUCUGUUUCAUGUUUUUGAUCACUUGACAUCUGCUGUAGCGUAAAUAAUAAUUGGAGCAAAAUUAGGGUAGGCAUUACCAUGUUCCAAACAAAUAUUUUAGCGCUUAAAAACUGCAUCUCUGGCGUUACUGAUUUAAUUUAUGAGUGAUAAGUAUUGUUUGCUUUGUGUACAUUUUAAUUUAUCAAGUCAUCGUUGUAUUAUUCUGUGAGGUGAUGUUUGUCUGUUUGUGACAACAUGUGGUGCAAAAAAAAAAGAAUUUGUAAAUAGUUUUGUGAG